Neltuma alba is the source of this 908-nucleotide messenger RNA. RefSeq names its product glycine-rich cell wall structural protein-like. NCBI's taxonomy places the organism in Eukaryota, Viridiplantae, Streptophyta, Magnoliopsida, Fabales, Fabaceae. The transcript has 2 exons. The coding region runs from base 39 to 908 and encodes 289 amino acids. The record is from RefSeq and is a predicted model, not a curated record.
AAGGCAUUGUGUUUGAAUAUUUCUGUGUUUGAGUGAAAAUGGGGAGAUUCCAUAAAUAUGUUGGGGUGCUUGCUUUGGUGUUGGCAUUUGUUAUAGGAAUAGCAGAAUGCCGCUCAAGAUUAACAAAUGAAAAGUCAGUGGAGAACUUUGGAGAAGGUGAUGGUUUGGGUGGUGGGUUCGGAGGUGGUGCUGGUGGUGGUGGCGGAGCAGGAGGAGGAAUCGGUGGAGGUGAUGGCGGUGGCUUUGGAGGAGGUAAAGGAGGUGGCAUAGGAGGAGGUAUAGGACAUGGUGGUGGAGUAGGAGGAGGCGUUGGAGGUGGACAUGGUGGUGGUAUUGGUGGAGGUGGUGGUGCAGGCGGAGGGAUAGGAGGUGGUCAUGGUGGUGGAAUUGGCGGAGGCGGUGGAGCUGGAGGUGGUGCAGGUGGAGGCAUUGGAGGUGGACAUGGUGGUGGUGCAGGCGGAGGGAUAGGAGGUGGUCAUGGUGGUGGAAUUGGCGGAGGUGGUGGAGCUGGAGGUGGCGCAGGUGGAGGCUUUGGAGGUGGUAAAGGUGGUGGGAUAGGAGGUGGUCAUGGCGGCGGUGUGGGAGGUGGAGCAGGUGGUGGUGCAGGCGGAGGAAUCGGAGGUGGUCAUGGUGGUGGUGUGGGAGGAGGAGUUGGUGGAGGUGGUGGAGCAGGUGGUGGUGUGGGAGGUGGACAUGGUGGCGGUGUAGGAGGAGGAGUUGGUGGUGGCGGCGGUGCAGGAGGUGGCCUUGGAGGAGGAGCUGGUGCAGGUGGUGGUGCAGGUGGAGGCUUUGGAGGAGGCAAAGGUGGAGGAGGAGGACUUGGUGGCGGCGGCGGUGCAGGAGGUGGAGCUGGCGGAGGCUUCGGAGGUGGUGCCGGUGGUGGCGGAGGAGUCGGUGGUGGCUUCUAG